Endocarpon pusillum Z07020 is the source of this 666-nucleotide messenger RNA. RefSeq lists its product as uncharacterized. The record is from RefSeq and is a predicted model, not a curated record. Bases 1 to 666 code for a protein of 221 amino acids. Gene Ontology annotation, biological process: mitotic spindle organization. Gene Ontology annotation, cellular component: dynactin complex. Gene Ontology annotation, molecular function: dynein complex binding. NCBI's taxonomy places the organism in Eukaryota, Fungi, Ascomycota, Eurotiomycetes, Verrucariales, Verrucariaceae. The transcript has a single exon.
AUGGCAUCUUCAGCGUCCCUUCCAACCUCUUUCUCGAAAGACCCCCAACCUCGGGUGGAACCCCCAGCAGGACCGAGCAAUGUCGUGCCUACUACAAGGCCUCCACUCGAGGUUCAUCCAACAGCCCAUCUCGACCCUCAAGCUUAUAUCCAGGGAACAUCCACCAUCACCCUAGGCGCAAAUGUCGUUAUCCACCCACGAGCCCGGUUGGUCUCCGUCCAUGGCCCUCUAACAAUUCGCGCCGGAAGCGUCAUACUAGAACGAUGUGUUGUUGGAGGACCCGUUCCUGAUCCAAAAGAGCCGCUGCCGCCACCACCCGAGGCGCCUGUCAACACUGUCGUCGCGCAGAACGUGCUGCUUCAGGCAUCCGCUGAAGUUCAAGCGGGUGCUUUUCUGGACGAAGCUUGCUUGAUCGAACCUCGAGCUGUCAUCAAGAAAGGUGUGCAUAUUGGCAAGCACACCAAGGUAUGUGCUGGCUGCGUGGUAGACAGAUCUGUGAGGGAUUGGACGGUGUUGUGGGGCGAUGGCCAGACACGUCGGCUGCGUACGGGCGCCAUAGACCCUGAGGAUGGUCGAUUAAAGGCAUUGGAGAUAGACAGAGAAUCCACAGCAGGGUUGUUAACAACGGCAGCCGCGAAAGCAACCUUGGGAAAACGCAGAGCAUGA